AUGCCUCUUCCCCUCCGAGUCCUCGGCCGAGAUGGCCCCAAAGUCAGUGCCGUCGGUUUCGGUUUCGGAAGCCUCGGCGGAUUCUACGGACCAGCUGGGACCUUCGAUGAGAAAUUGGCCGUUCUAGAACAUGCACUUGCCACCGGACUGCGUUUUUGGGACAUGGCCGACGUUUAUGCUGACAGCGAGGUUGUUGUCCGCCAGCCUAAUGGAAUGCACAAAUUUUGGUCUGAUCCUGAGUACGUGAAGGCUGCAUGUGAAAAGAGCCUCCACAGACUCGGGGUGGACACCAUUGACCUUUACUACUGCCAUUGGGUGGAUGGGGUCAGGCCAAUUGAAAAGACCGUCGAAGCCCUGGUGGAGCUGAAGAAUCAAGGAAAGAUCCGGUAUCUCGGUCUGUCGGAGGUCUCAGCAGUCACGCUGCGUCGUGCGCAUGCCGUCCACCGCAUUGCCGCUCUGCAGAUGGAAUAUAGCCUAUUUACACUAGACAUCAAAUCAUCCACCUCGGAGAUUCUGAAAACAUGCCGCGAGCUGGGUGCGACUGUCGUGGCAUUCAGCCCUAUUGGACGCGGUGUUCUACGCGGGCACAUUUCUAAGGGCGACUUGCGCCGUAUGUUGCCGAAGUUCUCUAAGGAUAACUUCCCUAAGAUCUUGGCGGUGGUGCAUGGAUUGAAAAACGUGGCCUGUGCCCAUGGAAGCACCCCUGCACAGGUCACUCUUGCGUGGCUGCUGGCGCAAGGACCGGAUAUCAUCCCUACUCCGGGUACAAAGUCGACCACAAGGACGUACGAAAAUGCGGCCUCUGCGCUGGUUCAGUUGAGUGACCAAGAAGUGCAAGGUAUUAGGACUCUGGUGGAGCAAAUGCGACUCCAAGGUACUCGGUACUCUGCUGCGUAA
Molecule: messenger RNA, 897 nt
Organism: Penicillium cinerascens
Lineage: Eukaryota; Fungi; Ascomycota; Eurotiomycetes; Eurotiales; Aspergillaceae
Exons: 4
Coding region: 1-897 (298 amino acids)
Cellular component (GO): cytoplasm
Source: RefSeq, a predicted model, not a curated record